AUGUCAAAGAAAGAAGAUAUCGUGGCAGCAUCUCAGGCAAGCCAUGUCGAAGACAACGCCAAAGGUGGCGAGGACUUCAUCGAGGACUCUACACCCGGCCUCUUCCUCAACCUCUGUGUUCUCGCAACCGCCAUUGGAGGCAUGCUCUUUGGCUACGACACUGGAGUUAUUUCUGGUGUUCUCGUAGUCCUUGGGGAUGACCUCGAUGGACGCUUGAUGAGCCAUGGCGAAAAGGAGCUGAUUACCUCUCUCUGUGCUGCUGGCGCCUUGAUCGGUGCCAUCAUCGCUGGAGUCACGGCUGAUAAGUACGGACGAAAGCCUGCUAUUUGGUUCGCCUCGGUUCUCUUCACCCUGGGUGCUGUUGUGCAAGCUGCUUCUUACUCUCUCGUGCAAAUGUGUGUGGGCAGGGUACUUGUUGGUCUAGGCGUCGGUUCAGCUUCAAUGAUUAUCCCUCUAUACAUUGCAGAAAUCGCACCUGCCAAGUACCGCGGCCGAAUGAUCUCAAUCGACAUGGUCUUCCUUGCGACCGGUUCCCUCCUGGCGUAUGCUUUCGACGCAGCCUUUUACAAAGUUCCACACGGAUGGCGAUACAUGGUUGGACUGGGUGGCAUUCCCUCAGUUCUGCUUGGAGUACUACUUUUCUGGUGCCCAGAAUCACCACGGCAGUUGGUUUUCCACAACCGAACUGACGAAUGUCUUCAUGUUCUCCGACGCAUGUAUCCCACCGCCAACGAGACUCAGGUUCACCAGAUGAUGGCCCAUAUCCAACUUGGCGUCACUCAAGCAAAGGCUCUUAAUGAGGAGGUUUCAGUCCGACAAUCUCUCAAGAGUCUUGUUACGGUCCCUGCGAACCGUCGAGCAGCCAUUGUCGCUUGUGGUCUCAUGGCUACUCAGCAGCUCUGCGGUUUCAACACCAUGAUGUACUACUCCAGCACUCUCUUCCAGAUCGUCGGCUUCAACAAUCCCAUUGCCGUUGGAACCAUUGUCACCGCUACAAACUGGAUCUUUACUUUCCUAUCCGUCUUCCUUAUCGAUAGAGUUGGUCGUCGCAGACUCUUACUCUGGACAAUGUGGGGAAUGCCUGUAUUUUUGGUACUGGCAGCUGCUGUGUUUACAAAGAUUUCAAUCGACCGAAACACUCUGGAACUCACCGACGAUAAGAUUGGGUGGCCAGCUAUUGUCGUCCUGGUUUCCAUGAUCCUCUUUGUCGCCAGUUACGCUGCCGGUCUGGGAUGUGUGCCAUGGCAAGCAAACGAGUUUCUUCCAAUGGAAGUCCGUGCUAUGGGUACUAUGAUGAUCAAUAUCUGCAACUGGGGUCCCAAUAUUAUCGUUUCGUCUACCUUCCUGUCUAUGAUGCGAGGAAUCUCGCCUUCAGGAACCUUUGGGUUUUAUGCCGCUCUUUCCUUCAUUGGGCUUGUUUUUGUCUACUUCUGUUACCCUGAGGCUGCUGCAAUGACCUUGGAGGAGGUCCGUGUUGUAUUUGAGCACGGCUUUGGUGUUAGCUAUGCGGAGGAGUGGCGGAAGCAGAGGAAAUUGGGAAAUAUCACUCAUGGGGCGAAUGAGACUACCAAGGAGGUUGUCUGA
Fusarium coffeatum is the source of this 1584-nucleotide messenger RNA. RefSeq lists its product as uncharacterized. Gene Ontology annotation, biological process: transmembrane transport. The transcript is spliced from 2 exons. Gene Ontology annotation, cellular component: membrane. Gene Ontology annotation, molecular function: myo-inositol:proton symporter activity. The record is from RefSeq and is a predicted model, not a curated record. The coding region runs from base 1 to 1584 and encodes 527 amino acids. NCBI's taxonomy places the organism in Eukaryota, Fungi, Ascomycota, Sordariomycetes, Hypocreales, Nectriaceae.